Molecule: messenger RNA, 2198 nt
Organism: Vespula vulgaris
Lineage: Eukaryota; Metazoa; Arthropoda; Insecta; Hymenoptera; Vespidae
Gene: Ric
Product: GTP-binding protein Rit2-like
Exons: 5
Coding region: 277-1032 (251 amino acids)
Biological process (GO): Ras protein signal transduction
Cellular component (GO): plasma membrane
Molecular function (GO): GTP binding; calmodulin binding; GTPase activity
Source: RefSeq, a predicted model, not a curated record
UCGUGGAUGGUCGUGGAUCAUCGUGAACGUUGUGUCAGGGCCGUGCUUUUCAGCCAUGCCUUGCCUAACUGUAAAAAAGGAUACGUUUAAAUGAUUCGUUUAAAUAUUAGCCCUUGAAAAAGCCUAGAACGAAACGUUGCAAUGUAACAUCUCGCAGACGAGAUUAAACAUGAAUCUCAUUUGCUUUAAUGAAAUGGAGUUGGGGUGUCUAUGUAAAAGUAAAUUAUUAUUCGAUCAAAUAUGUCGGUCGUAUUAAAAAAAUUCAAUGGUGAAUAGAUGUGGCAAAAAAGUAACAUUUUCGACACGCACAAAUUUUUUACAAUGUCACUUGACAUUCUACAAGAAAAAAAUGCAUAUACAAUAAACGGCAAGGGCAAUAUGUCGGUAGUGUCACAGCCUACUACUAGAGGUGGGCUUAGAGUUUACAAGAUAGUUGUCUUGGGUGAUGGUGGUGUUGGAAAAUCAGCUGUAACUCUGCAAUUCGUAAGUCAUAGUUUCCUCGAAUGUCACGAUCCAACAAUAGAGGAUUCAUACCAACAACAGGCUGUAAUAGAUGGAGAAGCAGCACUUUUAGAUAUUUUAGAUACUGCUGGACAGGUAGAAUUUACGGCAAUGCGUGAUCAGUAUAUGAGGUGUGGCGAAGGAUUCAUGAUAUGUUAUUCUGUAACAGAUAGACAUAGUUUUCAAGAAGCUUUAGAAUAUCGUAAAUCAAUAUCACGUGUACGGCCUAACGAGCAUAUUCCACUUGUAUUGGUUGGUAAUAAAUUUGAUUUACAGCAUCAGCGAGAGGUAUCAACAGAAGAAGGUAAAGCGCUCGCAGAACAAUUAGGCUGUCCAUUUUAUGAAACAUCUGCUGCACUCCGACAAUUUAUAGAUGAUGCUUUUUAUUCAUUAGUACGACAGAUACGUGCAAAAGAAAGAUCGCGUAAUUCAGUUCGCAAACAUAGUCGUUGGUGGCGUCUUCGUUCAAUUUUUGCUUUUAUAUACAGAAGAAAACGAAGACAUCAUCAUCACCAUCAUUACUCUCCAUAAUAAUAACCAAUUUCAAAGGAAUUUAUUAGAUACUCUACAUUAGUGAGAGAUAUAGAAAGAGAAGCAACUACUUUUGGGCUAAAAUACAACGAAGAAAGAUUUUAAUGAUUUUUAUAUUUUUAGAGUACUUUCCUAGGGAUUAAUAAUUUACUAACAUCACACUGCCUUAUCAUCAAAUCUACAUCAUAGGUAAUUUUGAAAUGAGAAAGUGGAUCAUAUAUUGAGGUGGCAUGCCUAUAUACUAGAUUUGUGUUACAUUGGUCCAAACCGUUGUAGCAUGCCCCCAUAGAACAAUGUUGAACAUAGAAUUUAAUAAAAGAUUCACUUUCGCUAUAAGUAAAAAGUAUCAGGUAUUACAGCAAUACAUUCUACAUGACAUUAUUCUGUACAUGUAGCACAUUGUUCUUAAAUAUUACUCAUCUCGAAGGCUGUUGAUAAAUAUAUAAGCUCUUAUUAUUUAUAAGAGCUGGUUAUAUAAAAAAACAAGGAAGUAAAUACCUAAUAUGCAUUUCCAGAAGGGCAUAUUUUUUAUUUAUUUAUUUUUUUUUCCUUCGAUAAAAAAAUACUGCAAAUGAAAAAGAUUUAAUAAUUACACUUAACAUGUUUAUCUAACCAAAGAAAUAAAUAUUAUUGAUAUAUUGCAGAAUCCAUAAAUGGGAAACCUAAAAUUUUAUAGCAUAUAAAUACAUAAAUAUGAAACGUUAAAUGAAAAUUUUAUAAAAUAAAUAUUUAAUAUAUUGUUUGAUUUUUAUGAAAAAUGUAAAAAUUCUAUUUAUCUUCCUUUAAAUGAAGGCCUAUAUGAGAAGGCAACAAAUAUUGAGAAUAAUUUUUUAUACUAAAUUUAAUACAAAUUAUACUAGGUAUUAUAUAACGAUCAGAAUUGUGUAUAAAAUUAACAUUUAAAAAAUUAUAAUUUAGAUAUAAAAGUCGCACAAAAAAGUACGGACUUUGGGAAGGGGCAGUCUUCAAUCAGAACACAUAUUUACAUUAGUAUAUGUAACAUUUAGUAAUCCAAAGACCCAUAUGUAAAUAUGUAACAGUUGUAGACUAUCCCUUAAUUUACUAGUUGGCUUGUGGUAUAUAUGAACAUUUAAAAGAAAUGUCUUUAACGUUAAAGACAUUUCUAUCAUAAGUUACCACAUAAGAAAAAAAAAAAAAAAUGAAUU